UCAGCUGAUGGAGCACAUCAGGUGCUGUUUGCUCUGGAUUUCUUUCUUCUGCCUGACUGAACCGUGCCGCUUAUCCGCCCUCCUACCCCGGCGGGUGGCGAUGGCCCGGAUCCAUCACUAACAAGUCGAUCACAUGAGCUUCCCUGCAGCCCGAGGUUCAACGUAGGUGACUUCCGUGUGUGUGUGUGUGUGUGUGUGUGUGUGUGUGUGUGUGUGUGUGUGUGUGUGUGAGAGAGAGAGAGAGAGAGAGAGAGAGAGAGAGAGAGAGAGAGAGAGAAAUAGUUUGUGUGUGUGUGUGUGUGUGUGUCGGUUCUCCUCCUGGUGUCACUGUGAAGCUGCAGUGGAGGGUUGACAGCCUGUUGCUAUAAUUUCAAUAGUUAAAAGUGUAUCCGGACUAAAGAGAUGGCUCUCCUGAUGGAGCAUCAGUUCAGACAGCUGCCAGCUGACAGACAGGUGGAAACAAGACCGUUUCUUGAAGCUGUGUCAUACCUUCCACCAUUCUUUGAUUGCCUGGGCUCUACUAUUUAUGCACCGAUUAAGGCUGACAUAUCGGGUAACAUCACAAAAAUCAAGGCAGUUUAUGAUAGCAACCCUGGACGGUUCAAGACGCUCCAGCAGAUUUUGGAGGCAGAGAAGGAAAUGCAUGGAGGAGAGUGGCCCAAAGUUGGAGCAACUUUGGCACUUAUGUGGCUAAAAAGGGGUCUAAAAUUUAUCCAAGUCUUCCUUCAGAGCCUGGUGGAUGGCGAAAAGGAUGAGAAUAACCCAAACCUUAUUCGAGUCAAUGUCACCAAAGCCUAUGAAAUAGCACUCAAAAGAUAUCACGGCUGGUUUGUGCAACAACUGUUCAAGGCAGCUCUUUUUGCUGCUCCAUACAAGUCUGACUUCCUGAGAGCCCUCUCCAAGGGUCGGGAUGUCAAGGAAGAGGAAUGCUUGGAAAAAAUCAGAAAAUUCCUCAUCAACUUCUCUGCAACUGUUGAUGCUGUGUAUGAGAUAUACACUAAGAUGAAUGCUGAUCUAGACUACACAGUGUGACUGCAGGACUGCCCUGUGUUUUCCUCAAGUGAGUCACCCAGUCAUUAAGUCACUUCUGUUCGGCACUUCUGCAGUCUGCAUGUUGAAAUGACUAUUUCAGGUUAUCUAACAGCUGACUGUGCCAGAGCAUAAUAUUCACUUUUGGCUUUGCCGGUAAAACUUUCCCUCAGAGUUUGAUUCUGGGGCAAGACAUCCAAAGAUGUUUUUUUGUUUUUUUUUUAAUUGAUUUUAUUUCUUUACUCUGUGUUUGAACAGUCAUCCAUUCAAAUUUUAAAUUAUUGUCAAGUAUUUAUGUGCAUUCUCACAAGUAGAAAUGUGUUACAGUCAUACCAAAAAUCAAAGUUUAACUGAAACCAGAAAGAACCAAGCAAAAAGCACUCUGAGUAAAUGUGUGAGAUAUGAUGCUGACAUAUUUAAUCAACUAAUACCAAGUAAACACAAAAUAUAUGACUAAUCUUUAAUGAAAUAUCUAUAU
Archocentrus centrarchus (flier cichlid) is the source of this 1507-nucleotide messenger RNA. RefSeq names its product glycolipid transfer protein a (gene gltpa). The record is from RefSeq and is a predicted model, not a curated record. Gene Ontology annotation, biological process: ceramide transport; intermembrane lipid transfer. Bases 403 to 1032 code for a protein of 209 amino acids. Gene Ontology annotation, molecular function: ceramide 1-phosphate transfer activity; ceramide 1-phosphate binding. Gene Ontology annotation, cellular component: cytoplasm; cytosol; membrane. The transcript has 5 exons. Lineage: Eukaryota; Metazoa; Chordata; Actinopteri; Cichliformes; Cichlidae.